UCUCGGGGGUGCUACAUUGGGUUUUAUUAAAGUUUAUUAGAGCUAAAUAAUGUUUUUAUUGAAUCGUUGAGUACCAAUGAAUUUUCAAGCGUAGUCUUCGGUUGGUUCUUUAAUUACUAAAAUAAUAAGGGAAGAUGUAAAUAGGAUGUGUGAUGGUGUUAGAAGAGGAGCGCGAAUGCAGCUCGCUGGCUGGAUGAUGUUUACUUGCCACAUCCUUUUGUUUCUCACGUUGAUUGGAGCUGCUCGUACCUGCUAUCUUUUUCCAAGUGACGUGCCUAAUCCGUGUCUUGGAGUAGCUUGCGGGCCGGGAGCGUUAUGCCGACCCACAGCGGAUGGUCGUUCUUACGAUUGCGAGUGUCCGACAACUUGUCCAAGCUACGGCGAUCACGAAGGAUCACGUUCGCUCUGCGCAAGUGACGCUCGAGACUACUCCGGUGAAUGUGAGAUGCGCAGAGCUGCUUGCGAGUCCAAUACAAACAUCACUUUCAAAUAUUACGGAAAGUGUGAUCCUUGUGCUGGUGUAACCUGCCCUGACCCAGAAGUGUGCCAGCUAGAUGAGCGUAGGGCUCCUUCGUGCCGGUGCGCAGAGCCCUGCCCCCUAGAAUUUUCACCGGUCUGUGCAUCGGACGGGAAAACCUACUCCAACGAAUGCCAAAUGCACCGUGAAAGUUGUCGUGCUAGGAAACAGCUAAAAAUUAUAUUCAAGGGACAGUGCAGUUCCGGAGUGAAUCCGUGUGCCGAAGUGGAGUGCCGUCACGGUGCAGAGUGCCGCGUAGAAGGCGGAGGAGCGGUGUGUGCGUGUCCGCCGUCCUGUGAACCAGUUCUGCGCCCUGUAUGCGGCUCUGACUCUAGAACCCACGACAGUGAGUGCGAACUCCGACGGGCUGCAUGUCUUCUUGGCAGAGAACUGAGGGUCCUGCACGCCGGAGCUUGUGGUUCUAACGGUGUGUGUGCCGAUCGCGUGUGUCCCCACGGCGGCGAGUGCGUGGCGUCGGGCGGGCGCGGCGUGUGUCAGUGUCCACGCUGCUCCAACGAGUUCGCACCGGUUUGCGGCUCUGACGGCAUCUCCUACGGGAAUCGGUGCAAGCUGCAGCUAGAGGCUUGUCGCCAUAGACGCGACGUGCACGUCUUGUACGACGGACCUUGCAACGGCUGCGAGAAUAAGAAGUGUGAAUAUUACGCGGUCUGUGAAAGCGACGGCAUCUCUGAAGCGAGUUGCGUUUGUCCAAAACACUGUGAAGAGGGAACAGAGACCGAAGAGAUUUGUGGUAACGAUAACAAAACUUAUAGCAGCGUAUGCGCUCUACGGGACAUAGCUUGCAAAGAGAAGAGGAGACUGCACAUUAAACACAUGGGCUCGUGUGAGUCGUGCGCGGGCGUGCAGUGUCCGUCUGGCACGUGGUGCGGGCGCGGGGCGUGCUCGUGCGCGGCGCCGUGCGCGGGGGCGGCGCGCGAGCCGGUGUGCUCGAGCGCGGGACGCACCUACCCGCACGAGUGUGCGCUCCUCAAGGCCGCCUGCGAAGCGAGAAUGAGAGCCGAGCCCCAGCUCCGGGUCGCGUACUACGGCGAGUGCACGGAUUCAGUCGACAAUACUACGGCUGGUUUAAAUAAAACAGGGGCAUUAUCAGAGUUAACGAAUGAGAUCAGAUCAGAAGAUACGACGGAAAAUGCUAACGAAGGAGGGAGUAACGCUGUAUGUGCUCGAGUACAGUGUGCCUAUGAAGCUACUUGCGCCGUCGACUCCAACGGCCAACCUAGAUGUGCCUGUCUCUUCGAUUGCGCGGCGGCUGCGGCGGCUUCCACGUCGAGUCCGGUGUGCGCUUCCGAUCUCAGAUUGUAUCCCACUUUGUGUCACAUGAAGCUUGAGGCGUGUCGGCGACAAGAAGACUUGAGAUUACGCCCCCUGGCACUUUGUCGAGGGCUAGAAUUUAGACCGUGCGGGGAUGACGAACCACUCACUGACAAAGAAGGUCGUCCUUACGACUGCGGUGGCGGUCCACACCGUAAAGAUUGUCCGAUGGGCAGCUAUUGUCACCACACUGCCAAAGCCGCUAGGUGCUGUAGGAAAGACAAAGGGGUGACCGAGAAGAAAGGUUGCCAGGACACGUGGCACGGGUGCUGCGCUGAUGGUGUCACUGCCGCAAGGGGUCCCGGCGGGGCUGGCUGUCCUUCGCAAUGUGGGUGUCACAGACUUGGGUCAGUUAGGGAGCAGUGCGACGAGAGCGGUCAGUGCUCGUGCCGGGCGGGCGUGGGCGGACUCAAGUGCGACCGCUGCGAACCCGGGUACUGGGGUCUGCCCAGAAUCGGAACGGGACAUGCCGGUUGUAUACCCUGUGGGUGCUCUGCAUUCGGAUCGGUUCGUGAAGAUUGUGAGCAGAUGACGGGACGGUGUGUCUGUAAACCUGGCAUACAGGGUCAGAAGUGUACCGUGUGCUCCAACCACGAACACACUCUAGGACCGAACGGUUGCUUCGAUCCGGAAUCAACCCAAUUACCUGCUACGAAUUGCGAGCACAUGACAUGCUAUUUUGGUGCACAUUGUUUGAUGCGAAGUGGUCUUGCGAUUUGCGAUUGUAGUGCAGCAGAGUGUCCGGCUACCGAAGAGCCCCCAGUGUGCGGCAGCGACGGUCGCACGUACCUCUCCGCUUGCCAUCUCCGGACGCAUGCUUGUAGAACACAAUCCGAUGUGGUUGUGCAAGCGUUCGGACCUUGCAGCGACGAAUCACCUCACGUGAGGCGAGACAAUAUCUACACUGUUUCAUUUAAUUCGAAAAACACUUCAUAUAGUCGCUGCGUUAAAUCAUCGAGGGCUCCGUUUGUGGAUUUCGAAUCGGAAACGAACGAGAUCGAAGAUGACACUUAUGAUGAGGAAUACGUUGAUAGGAGGGUUGAAGAGUCUUUUGAAUUGCCUCUUUUUGAUGGUAACGCCAGAAUGACGGCUCGAAUACGAUUGCCCGCAAAUCACUUCGAUAUAUGGGCAGAGGUGACCGCUGUUUGCGACACGGGAGCCUUAUUGAGUGCUUCCGGAACAAGGGACCAUUUGUGGCUGGGUUAUAUCCGAAAGAAAGGAGUUUUGCGUUUUGACGUUGGCAGCGGACAUUUGGAUUUACAUGCUGGACGAUUAAAAUUAGACGGAAGAUCUACUAUAUCGGCGAGAAGAUAUAAAAGAGACGCUGUACUGAAGGUGGGCUUAGUGUCAGCUAGCGGCACGGCUAAGGGCCGCAUGAGCUCGCUAAACACUGACCCGUUCGUCUAUAUUGGCUACUCACCAGAAAAUGUGACUAAGCUUACGGGAUUAUCGACGGUAGGAUUUGUUGGAUGCAUUCAUCGCCUACACAUCAGCGGGCUUGACUUGAUACCGCCCGCGCGUGGUCUAGUACUCAGUACACACGGAGUCAAACCCUGCACUCCGUAUCAUUUAGCAAGAUUAGUUUGCCCCUAAUAUCAUCAUACCUGGCACUAGGCGGAAUACUAGAAAUUUCCUCGGCCAAAUAUUACUUAAACAUAUAAUGAGAAUAUUCUAAUCAUUCGUAUUAAAGCUAUAUUAGGUGUACUUUAACUUGAGGUAUUUUAUGUGGAACAUAAGAUAUUAUAGCAGAUUAGAGCUGUAGAUACAUUUGCAAAAAAAAUAAUCAAAUUAACUCUCUCUUCUGGUUUGUCUGUAGCUAUUCUAGGUGUGAAAAGCCCGAUUGGAUAAUUACAUCAUUUGUGGUUGCACAGUUAUUUGCUGUAUUUCAAACCAACUCGAUUGUAGGAUCUUCUUAGCGCCAUCUAAGCCUGACGUAGUCUAUUCAGUGGUGAGUGGUUACUAUUUUCAACGGACAAGAGAAAUAUCAGAGACAAGACCCACUGCUGAGGCCUCAGUUUGAAUCUUUUGAUGAAGGAGAUAUCGUUGAGCUGAGACAACAGCGUAUAGUUAAAACACAACAAGCACUAGUUACAAAAAAUCAUGGAGAUUAAAAUGCAUUCUUUCAACAUUUAUAUAAAAUAAAUUAAAAGUACAAACAUGUUGAAUUUAUUGUGCCUAUUCCAUGUGAAGUGUUGCUUCCAAUUGUAUAGUUUGUACUAACCAAUUUAUUUGCAGCGCUUUAAAAUAACUUGCCCUUUUCCGUUUUCUUUGGUAUAAAUGUCAUCUUGGUCUGAUUUGGUCAUUACACUCAUUUGUUACACUGAUGUAAUACGUUUUUGACCUCUUGCGGCAGUGGUCAGAUAUUCGCGCUUGCUCUAAGAACAGUCAAUUCGACACUUCUUUAUUAUUGCUCAGGUAAAAAGAGAAUAAUUACUUAAUGCUUUGGUUAUAUUGAAUAAGUUCGAAACUAUUUUAUUUUACGAAUAAUUAAAAAAAAUGAUGAGAUUAAGUGUUAAUAAAAUACAAUUAAAAAUAUGAUCUCAUUAUUUGAAUACUAAAAAGUAUUCUCGUAGAAUAAUUAGAAUUUCGAGAUUUAAUUGCAACUUAAAAAAUCUUCCUAACAAUCCUUGUGUGACAUAAAUUUGUUAAGUAAUAUGAUAGGAUAUAAUGCCAAAGGAAUAAUAAUUGUAAUUAAAAUCUAUACAUUGUUUCUCUUAUUAUAAUAAGACUACGAAUGGCGAAUAAGCUCACUUCUGACACAAGGUAAAAUAGGAAAAUAAUAAGCAUUUGAUAGUUACAUAAUUUUAUUCUUCAAAGUAGAAUUCGUUCGUGAAGGUAUUGGCUAUUUAGUUUAUUAGAAAAAUUAAUACCUCCUGUUGAAUUUGAUCCCCGGCAUAAAAAAAUCACUCGAUUUGGAAACUUCAAAACUGUUAAUCAAUUUCAUGUGUCAGAAUUGGGAUUAGUGCCUUGUUGAAACAUAAAAACUGUUAACUAAAAGUAUACUUAAUAUGUGAUAAUAAACUGAACUACUGUUUCAAAUAUUCUAUCGUAAUGUUAACAUAUCUAUGCGUUUUGUAUCUUGGAAAUAUCUUCUUAUAUUAAAUCUGU
This is a messenger RNA of Bombyx mandarina (wild silkworm), 4957 nucleotides long. Its product is annotated as agrin. The record is from RefSeq and is a predicted model, not a curated record. Gene Ontology annotation, biological process: multicellular organism development; cell differentiation. Lineage: Eukaryota; Metazoa; Arthropoda; Insecta; Lepidoptera; Bombycidae. Gene Ontology annotation, molecular function: protein binding. Gene Ontology annotation, cellular component: extracellular region.